Juglans microcarpa x Juglans regia is the source of this 2746-nucleotide messenger RNA. RefSeq names its product NADPH--cytochrome P450 reductase-like. The record is from RefSeq and is a predicted model, not a curated record. Lineage: Eukaryota; Viridiplantae; Streptophyta; Magnoliopsida; Fagales; Juglandaceae. Gene Ontology annotation, molecular function: flavin adenine dinucleotide binding; NADPH-hemoprotein reductase activity; FMN binding. Bases 265 to 2391 code for a protein of 708 amino acids. Gene Ontology annotation, cellular component: cytosol. The transcript is spliced from 18 exons.
CCCGCAAAUGCAAUAAUAUAACCCCGCCCUUCUCUCCUACCAUUCCCUCUUCUCAGGGUCUCUCUCCUCAACUACUCCACACCCACCAACCACCAACACUCCGAGACUCUUAAAUUAAUCCCUUCCUUCCCGACCUCUCUCUCAUAACAUCACUUUCUCCGGUUUACUCUUUACAUAUAUCCUUCACCGGGAUCCGGUUCGACGCUAUCAUUUUCCGCCGCUCCGGGUUCCGGUGACACUAUCACCUCUGUUGUAUUCCGAGCUAUGCAAUCGUCCUCCAGCUCCAUGAAGGUCUCGCCGUUGGAUCUGAUGUCGGCCAUCAUCAAGGGCAAGGUCGACCCCUCCAACGUAUCAUCCGACUCUGCAAACGAGGUCGCUUCCCUUCUUCUCGAGAACCGAGAGAUUGUGAUGAUUUUGACCACUUCGAUCGCCGUACUUAUCGGCUGCGUCGUCGUUUUGAUUUGGCGGAGAUCCAACGGUUCGAAAACCAAAACCGUGGAGCUGCCCAAGCCGUUGAUCGUUAAGGAACCGGAGGUCGAAGCCGAUGAUGGCAAAAAGAAGGUCACUAUCUUUUUCGGCACGCAGACCGGUACCGCCGAAGGAUUUGCAAAGGCGUUAGCUGAGGAGGCAAAAGCGCGGUACGAGAAGGCCACGUUUAAAGUAGUUGAUAUGGACGAUUAUGCGGCCGAUGACGAGGAGUAUGAGGAAAAGUUGAAGAAAGAGACUUUGGCUUUCUUCUUCUUGGCCACAUACGGAGAUGGUGAGCCGACCGACAAUGCGGCCAGGUUCUAUAAAUGGUUUACAGAGGGGAAAGAGAGAGGCGAGUGGCUUCAGAACCUUCAGUACGGAGUGUUUGGCCUUGGCAAUAGGCAGUACGAGCAUUUCAACAAGGUUGCAAACGUGGUUGAUGAGAUCCUCGCUGAGCAGGGUGGGAAGCGUCUUGUCCCAGUUGGUCUUGGAGAUGAUGAUCAAUGUAUUGAAGACGACUUCAGUGCAUGGAGGGAAUUGGUGUGGCCUGAGUUGGAUCAGUUGCUUCGAGAUGAUGAUGAUCCAACAACCGUUACCACCCCUUACACUGCUGCCGUAUUGGAAUAUCGAGUUGUAUUCCAUGAUGGUGCUAAUGCCUUAGUAGACGAAAAAAGUUUGGGUAGUGCCAAUGGUAAUGCUGUUUAUGAUGCUCAGCAUCCAUGCAGGGCUAAUGUGGCUGUGAGAAAGGAGCUUCACACUUCUGCAUCUGAUCGUUCUUGCAUCCACCUGGAGUUUGACAUAUCUGGCACUGGACUUUCAUAUGAAACUGGGGAUCAUGUUGGUGUUUAUUGCGAGAAUCACAGUGAGAUUGUAGAGGAGGCACUGAGCUUGUUGGGUUUGUCACCAGAUACUUAUUUCUCCGUCCAUGCUGAUAAAGAGGAUGGCACACCACUUAGUGGAGGCUCCUUGCCCCCUACUUUCCCACCCUGUACUUUAAGAACAGCGCUGGCUCGAUAUGCUGAUCUUUUGAUUUCACCCAAAAAGUCUGCUCUACUCGCUUUAGCAGCCCAUGCUUCUGAUCCAACUGAAGCCGACCGUUUAAGACAUCUUGCAUCACCUGCUGGAAAGGAUGAAUACGCACAAUGGGUGGUUGCUAGUCAGAGAAGCCUCCUUGAAAUCAUGGCUGAAUUUUCAUCAGCAAGGCCCCCGCUUGGUGUGUUCUUUGCUGCAGUUACCCCACGCCUGCAGCCGAGAUACUAUUCAAUCUCGUCAUCCCCAAGGAUGGCUCCAUCUAGGAUUCACGUCACUUGUGCAUUAGUUUACGAGAAAACACCGACAGGGCGGAUUCACAAGGGAUUGUGUUCCACUUGGAUGAAGAAUGCCGUGCCCCUGGAGAAGAGUCAUGAUUGCAGUUGGGCUCCUAUUUUUGUGAGGCAAUCAAACUUCAGACUCCCUGCAGAUACUAAAGUGCCCGUCAUUAUGAUUGGGCCGGGCACCGGAUUGGCUCCUUUCAGGGGUUUCCUGCAGGAAAGACUAGCUCUCAAAGAAGCUGGAGCGGAGUUGGGACCCUCAGUCUUAUUCUUUGGAUGCAGGAAUUCUAAGAUGGAUUUCAUUUAUGAAGACGAGCUGAACAAUUUUGUUGAAACUGGUGCUCUUUCUGAGCUCGUGGUUGCCUUCUCGCGUGACGGACCCACCAAACUGUAUGUGCAGCAUAGAAUGAUGGAGAAGGCUUCGGAUAUUUGGAACCUGAUUUCUCAGGGAGGUUACAUUUAUGUAUGUGGUGAUGCCAAAGGCAUGGCUAGGGAUGUCCACCGAACACUCCAUACCAUUUUGCAAGAACAGGGAUCUCUCGACAGCUCCAAAGCGGAGAGCAUGGUAAAGAAUCUGCAAAUGAAUGGCAGAUAUCUGCGUGACGUAUGGUGACACAAUUCCUCCAUCCUAUGGACAAGGUCGAAGAAACCUCUAGAAAUUGUGAAAAAAAAAAAAAAAUUAUGAUUGUGGUGGCGAGGUAUGCGGGGGCUUAUUGAGAUGCCUGUCAAUUACCGUUUACGACCUUGCGAUGGCCCAAGUCGGUUUUGUGAUUCUUUUUAAUUUUUCAAUAUGAAGGAUUUUUAUUUUUAUUUUUAUUUUUGAUUGAUGUAAUUUAUAAAUACAUAAUAUGAUUAAUUAUAUAAGUAGGUACCAGGUUAUGUGGUCUAAUAUUCCUUGUAUGAACCAGCAAGAAGGUUCAAAUGACAGAAAAAUGUUCUACUUUUAUGUAAUAAUCGCAUUGCAUGGA